UAGGGCCAGGAUACGAUACAGAUCGGCCCCCAGCAGACACUGCUCGCGGGGGCUGUUUCAGCACAUUCACGCGCUCGGGCGCAGUAGCCUCUGAUACUCCCGCGGCAGUGAGUUUCUGACCGCGCGCACUUCAGCUGCACCACUUUACCUGUGCAGACAGGGCGGAUUCUGACUCACGCGCGUCUCACCGCGGGCUCCACUUCCUCGAAAAAAAAAAGAAAAGAAUCAGAUACGCUUCGGCAUUUGGAGAGAGACGGUUUUACAUUAAGGUGGGACCAUGAUUACGGCGGCGGAGUACGGGAAGACUUCCUGGGAGCUCACGGUGCACGUGGAGCAGAGGAGCGGGGAGGAGGGCAUGAAGUUCAAGCUGCGGGUGGAGGGGAAGCUGCACAUCGGCGGACUCAUGCUCAAACUGGUGGAGAAAAUCAAGGCUCCCCAGGAUUGGUCGGAUUAUGCGCUGUGGUGGGAGCAGAAGAACUGCUGGCUGCUGAAGACCCACUGGACGCUGGAUAAGUACGGGGUCCAGGCCGACGCCACCCUGUACUACACCCCCCAGCACAAGCCCCUGUGCCUGCAGCUGCCCAACAUGAAGACCAUCAAGCUGAGCGUCAGCUACUCCGCCGUGGUCUUCAAAACCGUGGCCGACGUCUGCAGGGUUCUGAACAUCCGUAGGGCGGAGGAACUGUCCCUCCUGAGACCGCCCGACGACCCGUCCAAGAAGAAGAAGAAAAAAGACAAGAACAGAGACCAGGCCAUGGAGGACAUCCUGGACAUGGACGCCAUUGGGGGAAUGUCAGGCAGCCCCGGGCUCUACAGUAAGACCAUGAUCCCCACGUACGACCCGGAGAACGGGACGCCCGCCUCGGCCACCAGUCUGUGGUUUGGGGACAACCCCCUGACCACCAGCCAGCCCAACCUGCCCCCCGCUGAGCUGGCCAAGCUCUACCAGCCCCUCAGCCUCACGGACAAGACCGCUAUCAACGCCGGGUGGCUGGAUUCAUCGCGAUCCUUAAUGGAACAAGGCAUCCAGGAGGAGGAAAAACUGCUACUGCGAUUCAAGUACCACUGCUUCUUUGACCUCAACCCAAAAUAUGACGCGGUGCGGAUAAACCAGCUGUAUGAGCAGGCGCGCUGGACUGUGCUCCUGGAGGAGGUGGACUGCACAGAGGAGGAGAUGCUGAUGUUCGCGUCCCUCCAGUACCACAUCUGUAAGCUGACCAUGUCGUCCGAACCGCUGGACUACUCCAACGAGCCGGACAUCGACGAGGUGGAAGCGGCGCUCUCCAACCUGGAAGUGACUCUGGAGGGAGGAAACACAGACAGAAUGCUGGAAGAUAUUACAGACAUUCCAAAGCUGACCGACACCCUGAAGCUGUUCAGGCCCAAGAAGCUGACCCUUCGGCCCUAUAAGGAGUACUGGUUCAUUUUUAAAGACACCACGAUCUCCUAUUACAAGAACAAGGAGGCGGCCAGCGGGGAGCCCAUUGAGCAGUUUCAUUUAAGAGGAUGUGAGGUCGUUCCCGACGUAAAUGUGUCAGACAAGAAGUUCGGAAUCAAACUCCUGCUCCCGGUGGCGGACGGCAUGAACGAGGUGUACCUGCGCUGCGAAAACGAGACACAGUAUGCGAAGUGGAAAGCUGCCUGCAUCCUGGCCUCCAAGGGCAAGACGAUGGCCUACAGCUCCUACCGCACGGAGGUGCGCAACAUCCAGGCCUUCCUGCAGAUGAAGAAUCUGGCGCCCUCUUCUGGCCAGGCCACGCCGGACCUGGACUCCAUGGAGAUGAACGCCGAGUGCUUCGUCUCACCGCGAUACGUCAAGAAAUACAAGACCAAACAGUUGACGGGUCGGAUUCUGGAAGCGCAUCAGAACAUCGCCCAGCUGUCCCUGAUGGAGGCGAAGAUGAGGUUCAUACAGGCCUGGCAGUCCCUUCCCGAGUUUGGAGUCAGCUACUACAUCGUCAGGUUCAGGGGGAGUAAGAAGGAUGAGAUUUUGGGGGUCUCCCAUAACCGACUGAUCCGCAUCGACAUGUCCACUGGCCUGCCCCUCACCACCUGGAGGUUCUCCAACAUGAAGCAGUGGAACGUCAACUGGGAGAUCCGACAGGUGGCCAUCGAGUUCGACCAGAACGUCUCGGUGGCCUUCUCCUGCCAGAGCUGCGACUGCAAGGUGGUGCACGAGUACAUCGGCGGCUACAUCUUCCUCUCCACCCGCUCCAAGGACCAGAACGAGUCUCUCGACGAGGAGCUCUUCCACAAGCUCACCGGCGGCCAAGAGUGAGCCGGUCCGACUGCCCGGUCGGCUACGCCCCCCCCCAAACGCCAAGAUGGCAGAACGUUCUGGUGGAACCAAGCAGCCAGGGCCUGUUGUAGUUCUACACUAGCUGAUGUUGUCCCAAAUAUGUGCUUCUCUAUCUGGGUCUUGUGAAGCCAUUACGCAGAGCAUGAGUUUGUGUACUGAGUUUUCAUUUGUGUACUUUUUUUUUUUUUUUUUUUAAAGAGCAUGUAGUCAGGCUUUGUAAAUACAGGAAAAGGUUACAACAUGUUUAAUGAUUAAAUACCUGUGGAUUUUCACAGCAGAAUGUGCUACUAGUGGUAGAUUGUAUGAACAUUUGACUGUCAGAAUUCAUGCUUAUCUGGGUAGGGUCAGUGAGUAUUUCAUAUCACAGGCACGUUCUAUUCAUGGUUUUUUAUUGUUGGAUUUUUCCUGACAUUAAUCAUGUUAUAUUUGCAAUAGUAAGUGAGUCUCUCAAGAGUUUGAGCCUUUCAUCUUCCUAACUUUGGAAGAGCAUUUAAAUGGGAAAAAAGACAGUGUAUGGAGCAUUUACUUUUCUUGUUUACAAAAAAAAACCUGUAGAAGUUCUUUAAACUGAAACUCCCAAUAAAAUACUGGAUAUUUUUGUUGGAAAACAAA
Messenger RNA from Anguilla anguilla (European eel), 2911 nucleotides. It is a transcript of the gene fermt1, whose product is annotated as fermitin family member 1. Gene Ontology annotation, biological process: cell-matrix adhesion; integrin-mediated signaling pathway. Lineage: Eukaryota; Metazoa; Chordata; Actinopteri; Anguilliformes; Anguillidae. The record is from RefSeq and is a predicted model, not a curated record. The transcript is spliced from 15 exons. Gene Ontology annotation, molecular function: integrin binding. The coding region runs from base 278 to 2278 and encodes 666 amino acids. Gene Ontology annotation, cellular component: focal adhesion.